Messenger RNA from Caenorhabditis angaria, 1125 nucleotides. The record is from the annotation of a GenBank genome assembly. Lineage: Eukaryota; Metazoa; Nematoda; Chromadorea; Rhabditida; Rhabditidae.
AUGAUGAUGAUGAUUGUGAUUUUGUUGGGAUAUUUUGCGAUUGGUGGAAUCAGUGGGUUUGAUGUUGAACAAACACAUCGAUUGGAUCCAGCUAUUCCAACUGUUGCGUAAGUUUCAACCCUUUCUUUAAGUUUUCAUAAAUAUUUUCCAAUGGCCUUCACAAUAACAAAAUGUUUUUCUCGCAAAGUCCAUUAUUUUGACCUUCCAAAAUAAAAAAAACACUAAUCGAAUCAAAACAAUUAUUUAUUCCUCUUCCAUUUUCAGACCUCAUGAAUCGGCUUCUGCUGAUUCUUGCAUCGGACAAUGUUCUUUCAAUUUCAUGGAUGAUAUCAGAAAUCAAAUUGGACAAGAAAAAGCCAGCUCAUUGCUUCAACUCAACUUCAACGAUUUUCUGAACUCAUUUUCGAAUACCACAUUCUUCGAGAAAUUCUGCAAUAUUUAUCAUAACUUCCAACAUUGUUCUUCGAAAUGUCAACCCGGAUUUUUGCAUCAGCUUUUGAUGAGAAGUUCCGAAAUUAUGGAUCAAUAUUGUGUGUAUAACUUUGAGGGUGAGUGAACUCUUCUGCUUCAUAUAUUCUUCAACGUGAUUUCAUUUCAGCGAUUCGUGCAAAAUUCCCCUGCCUUGCAAAUAUGCAUCCAGACAAACAAUGUGUCAAAACUUGCACUCCUCAUCAUAGCGCAGUCACUUCAAUGGCGAAUAACUUCAAAAAUCUUGCAUUGGGAGGUGAUACAACUAGCGCUGAAAAAUAUUUGGCCGAAGGUUGUGAAUAUAUCACAUGUACACUUCAUUGUGAUAUUCCAAGUAUUGUUCAAACUUGUGAUUAUGAAACAGCACAAUUGGUUGUGGAUUUGACGAGAAACUCAUUCAAUAGUAUGGAAAAAUUGGCAUUGGAUACAAAUGUGGUUUCGAAAUGGCCACAAGUUUGCUCGGACAUCAAAACUUAUCGCCUUCCAAAACCUUCAACUCCACCAGAGUCGAAUAAUGAUGUGAUUGCUCAAAAUUCGAUUCAAGAAAAUCAAAAUCCUCAACAUCCAAAAAUGGUUCAAGCUCCAUUGAUCAACUCAUCUUCAGGAGUUUUGUAUUUCCUCGGAUCAAUCUUCACAAUGUUCGUCUUAACAUUUUAA